UCAUUCUUAGCUCCAUUAACAAAACUAUCAACAAAUUUUACAAAACGAAAAAAGGAACAGUUUUUGAAGGAUUAUGCAAUAGAAACUGAAAUAGGGCAUUUUGUAUACAAUCCUGUCCACAAACCUCGUAUUCUUGAAAUACUGAAAAAUGUUCGAGAUUCAGUAACCCGCAAAACUGUUAAAAAAGUUGUUGAUAAUAUACCUGCUAUUUAUGAUAUGAUUGUUGGAGACCUUUUAACAAAAGCCAAAGUAUGGUUUCGUAAAAUAAGAAAAACAAUCGAGGAAGAACGACAAAAACUGAAAACGCUUUCCAAGCUGACAGAAAAAUCGAAAAACAUUGGAAAUGGGUCUCCGAAAGUCAGUAUCACCCAAGUUUCUUUCACUCAUAGUAAAUUUUUGAAGCUCAUUCGUUUAGAUAUGCACAACGUACAGCUAGAAUUUUUUUUAAAUGAAUGUAAUACAAAGCUUGGUCUUAACAGACAGCAAAAACUUAUUUUGAUUCAGUUUGACCACAGAAGUUUUCCAUUUUCGGAGUGCAGAAGAUUAAUGGAAGACUUGAUUUAUACUAUAAUGCACAUUAGUAAUGCAAAAUCUGACUUGUUCAAAUCAUUGACCAAUGUACGACCCCAAAUGGAAAUUUACUUUGAAUCAGAAUUGGUAUCUUCUAAAAAGAGAGGGAAAAGUGUUGCUCGAAUAUUCGAAGUAAUUUUCUUUCACAAAAUGUUUGGUCUGCAGCAAAAUCUGAGUGAAAGUCUGACAAAUCUCGAGAGGAUGGUGUUGAACGAAAGGAAGGAUCAUAUUUUAAGUCGAACGAAAGCCUAUAUCUGUGGCUUUAUCUCUAAGAUAAAUGUAGACAAUCCAUUUGCAAUUUCCAUUGUCCGUUCCUUUAAGGACAGUUUUGAUUGUUUAAAGUCUCACCACAAUCCGUUCAACGCAUUGAAACAGUUUAGUGUUUUUAUAGAGAGAAUGAAUAUACGACAAACUAAAGAAACAAUACCAGAAUUGACAUUGCUUUUAAUAUGGGUUAGAUAUUUCACUUUAGUUGGCUUUAGUAUGCAGUCGAAAUUUUAUGGAAUGAAUAACUCUGGGAAGAAAUUUCAGUUUGUCAUUCCGUCUUCAUUUUUUACUACUUCGAAAUUCAUCGAGCUAUGUUGUUUUUAUACAACAAAAUGGACAACCGAAGAAAUGAUAGGCGAAUGCAAAAUAGUGUCAAAUAGCGACGCUAUAUCAGAUUGUUUGGUAAAAAAUAUAGAGAUAAUGGCUGGAAUUAGAGGAAAUAUCAAUAUCAUUAGAAUAGUAUUCAAGCGUCUGGAUGAAUAUCUAAAAGUACAGGAUUCGACCGGACAAUUAAUGACAGAUGAUGAAGCUCUGUCAUCAAUUAUUGACAUGGCAGAAGAUGUUAUAUCCUUGAUAUGGUAUACAUCAUUAAUAUGGGAGAAGGCUUAUCCUACAAACUUGAAUCUUUGCUUCUGAAGGAAUUUGCUCUUUUAAAACGUUAUGAAACAUAUCCCAAAAACAUUUCUGAAGUUAUAUAUGGAAUACAGCAUUCUACGGGUAUUGCAGAUAUCUGCAUGUGUGUAAACAAUUUACUAAAGCAAAGAGGAGAUGGCUUGACAAAAUGUGUAUGGGAAAAUCAAAAGAAACGUAUUUCAAAAGUCGAAAUUGAGUCUGUCUUUAAUACUAGAGAGGGUUUUUUCCUUCCACGAACUAUUACAAUUUUAUCAGAUCCUACUCUGUCUGUUGAAGAAACAAACGAGGAAAUUCAAACAAUACAACAAGAAAUUGAAAUCGACGAGGAAGAAAUCAAAACAGUUCGUAAAGAUCAUGUGACAGUCGAAAAGAAAAAAAAUAAAGAUUUCAUAUUGCAAACAUUGAAGGCUAAUGAAAACCUACAAUCUAAAGUGACUAUUGGGUACGAAGAAUUUUUAGAGGAUCCUUUUUUUCCUGUUUUGUCUGUAAAUGAAGCAGCCUGUGACGUGUGUGGCUGUACUUUUGAAUGUAUCGGUGACGACGAGGAAGAAGACGGUGCUGGAAUAACCACAAAUCAUGAGCGUGCUCAUGAAAGUCCGUCAUCACCAACUGUUUCAAUGAGUUUGAAAUCAAUAGCUGGAUCUCUGUCUUCCACAACGGAGGAAAAUUUACCAGUUGCAACAUCAACAAAAGCUCAAUCUCGCAUACCGAAUGAACGACUUGUCGAUUUCGCUUCAAGUCAUUCUCCUCAAAAUAUGUCACAGAGAUCAAUUUCGUUGGAAUCAGAGGAGAAUAAAUAUUUUGUAAGGUCUUUGUCAUCGACCUCUGACGAUCAAGCACUAUUGACCAUACAAUCAUUCGAAGAACAUUCCAAAUCCCUUUCUCAUAAGACAAAAAUGAAACAGGUACAGAUAUUUUAUGAAGAUUAUAAGAAGAAUAUAAAACCCGGUCUAGAAAAAAUUCGUCAGUUCAUAACAAAAUACGAAUUGUCUUCCGGCGAUAUAAGUGAAAGGUAUGGGGAAGAUGAAAUCAGAAUAAGCGAACUGCUUACACGUUUUGAGGAAUGUAACACAGAUUUAUCUGAAAUGAUAAAAUCAAAACAAUGGAAGAUAACAAAAGCUGUAGAGAAAAAGUUGCAACAACUUGUACAGCUUAAAUCUAAAUUGAGAGACAGUGUGAAAGAAUUAUCCAGUGUAAAGCUUAAGACCGAUAUUGCAGAACCAAACAACGAUAUAGUUGAAUUAGAAUACAAACCGCAGAACGAAAAGAAGAAACGAAGAAAUAAAGGGAGAGGAAAGAAGGAUUGGCGCAAAAUUGACGUGAAUUUUGUUUAGUACUCUUUGAGGACCGUUUCAGUAUUUUGUCAAACUGUGAAAUGAACUUUAUAUGAAGGAUACAUCAUACAUAUCCAGGCGCUGCGACAUUCUUAAUUUUAUAGAUACUAGUUUAUAUUCUUUCCUUUUUUAUUACUUAGUGUUCAUGACAUGUAAUAUGAGAGAGGUCUUUUUAUAUAAUCAUGGUAGUCAGUCAUUUAGUAUUGUUUUUCCACUGCAAAUGA
Messenger RNA from Mytilus californianus (California mussel), 3028 nucleotides. RefSeq lists its product as uncharacterized. NCBI's taxonomy places the organism in Eukaryota, Metazoa, Mollusca, Bivalvia, Mytilida, Mytilidae. Bases 1413 to 2804 code for a protein of 463 amino acids. The transcript has 2 exons. The record is from RefSeq and is a predicted model, not a curated record.